AUGUUGUCGCUCCUACUGGCAUUAUGUUUAACUGGUGCUGGUUUUGCUGUUACACGUUCAGCACCAGUGAAACGAGUCGAAGAAAUUGUUGCAACAACAAAUGCUUUACACGCGGAUAUGGUAGCUAUUUCUGGUGACUUAUUUGAUGGAUUCCUGUCAAAUUUGGUGCAACCGACUCUGCCAUUAGCAAAAUUGAAAUCAAAAUAUGGUGUCUAUUAUGCCACGGGUAAUCAUGAAUACUACUAUGGUGACACGAACGAAUGGUUGCAUUAUUUCACGACGAAGUUUAAUAUCACCGUUCUGCACAAUACAAAUCGUAAUCUCUGUUCUAGAAGCGGUGAUUGUAUUUGUGUUGCAGGUGUAGAUGAUUUUUUCACAGAAAAACUCCGGAUCCCUGAUCAUCAUAUGGAUGCAGAAAGUGCAUUGAGUGGUUGCAGUGAGACAGAGCCUGUAAUACUGCUGGUACAUCAACCAAAUGGUGCUUCUAAAAUUUUACGUAGUAUUAAGAAACGUAUCGAUUUGAUUUUAUCAGGACACACACAUGCUGGGCAGUUUUACAUCAUAUGGUUGCUUGCAUAUCUGGAGAAUGACUUCCUAUAUGGGCAUUACAAAAUAAAAAAUCGAGACACGCAAAUUUAUGUAUCAUCUGGUGUGAAUUACUGGGGUCCACCAGUAAAAAUGUUAAAUUUAUGUGAAAUAACUUUACUGACGUUACGUGCGUGAGCGUAGAAUAUGUGAUAUGGUAUAAUAUAUGGUAUAAUGUACAUGGAAUAUAUAUUGGAAUAUAUGGAAUAUAUAUUAUAUAGAAU
Messenger RNA from Loa loa (African eye worm), 809 nucleotides. RefSeq lists its product as hypothetical. The transcript has 5 exons. Lineage: Eukaryota; Metazoa; Nematoda; Chromadorea; Rhabditida; Onchocercidae. The record is from RefSeq and is a predicted model, not a curated record. Gene Ontology annotation, molecular function: hydrolase activity. Bases 1 to 723 code for a protein of 240 amino acids.